GUCACUUCCGUUUUUGUCAAUAGUAAACAAUCAUCGAAUCCAAAAUAGAGAAUUUACUAAAAAAUUAAGCGAAUAAUUGGUGAUAUUGUUGCCUUUUUUGGUGCAGUCAUUAAUAAUUACAGAAAAACUAGGUAGAAGGAAGAGUUGUCAAUAAUCAAUCAAGAUGCCUAUAUUAUUUGCUGUAGUUGCUAGAGGUGCUACUGUGUUAGCGAAGUAUGCCAGUUGUGCCGGAAACUUUACACAAGUAACAGAACAAAUUUUGGCUAAAAUACCAACAGCUGAUUCUAAAUUAACAUACUCACAUGGAAAUUAUUUAUUUCACUAUAUUAGUGAAGAUAAGAUUAUAUAUCUGUGUAUAACAGAUGAUGAUUUUGAAAGAUCAAUUGCUUUUGCAUUUCUGAACGAUAUAAAAAGAAGGUUUCAAGGUCAGUAUGGUGUCCGAGCUCAGACAGCCUUACCGUAUGCUAUGAACAGUGAAUUUUCUCGUGUUAUAGCUUCUCAGAUGCGAACGAACACAGAAGAUCGAUCACCAGAUCAACUAGGUCAUGUUCAGAAUCAAGUCGAUGAGUUAAAGGGAAUUAUGGUGAGAAAUAUCGAUCAAAUAGCAGACAGAGGAGAACGAUUAGAAUUACUGGUCGAUAAAACAGAUGAUCUCAGUGCUAAUGCUGUUUCGUUUAAAAAGACAAGUAGAGCCUUAGCAAGAUCGUUAUGGUGGAAAAAUAUUAAAAUUACAAUCAUUAUUGUUAUUGUUGUUAUUGUUAUUCUGUAUUUUAUCAUCUCUGCUGCGUGUGGUGGAUUAGAUUGGCCGUGUACUCGUAAAUAAAGUGAUGUCGGAGACAUGUGAUUAAAAUAUAACGGACAGAUUAUUAUGAAGAGUGCUUUCACAUAAAUACCAGUUGGUUACUUCUCAACAGACUGUUACUUAGCAACAGGCUGUUCAUUACUUUAAAACCAACUGUUUGUUAUCACCGUGUUGGAAGAAUAUGUCGAACUACUAUGUGAUUUAUUAUCAUCUAGCUUUAUAAAUAUAUGUUAAAACCCUUUAUUUUUAUGUUGAUAUUAUGUAUUGUGUAGUGUAUAGUUCAAUAAUAUGAAACAUGAAAUUUUUGUAAAUCCGACUUAAUUUUGGUUUGAUUAAGUUAAAUUAUAUCAUUAUUAACCCUAUCUGUGUUCUAAACACUAUCUUUUGAACCAAAUAUUUAAUUGUUCUUAAAAUCUGCAUGAUGCAUUUAUGUUUUUGAAAGUUUAAGGCUAAGGCAUGUGAGAUAUAUUAUGUAUUGUAUAAUGUGUAGAUUUAGACCCCCACUGUAUACUGUAAGAGUAUAUCUGACAAUUCAAAAAAGUAAUUGAAUGUCAUUAGAUAAGAGAACACGAGAAAAAUAGAAACAGUCCGUACAUUCACAGGUGUUUAUUCAUUCUAUACUUAUAAAAACAUGGUAAUGCACAGACUUUUUCUGUUUUUCUUUCAUGUUCUCUUAUCUAGUGACAGUCAAUUUUGUUUAUGAAUUGUCAGAUAUCCUUUCACAGUUCCAUACAACAACUUUUGGUCUUCGAAGGAAUUAUUAGUGAGCAGAAAUUCGCCGAUGUAUCUGUUAUCACCCGUCACUUCAGCCAGUUUUAUAGAGGGAUAACUCAUGUUUUCCUUUUGCCUUCGUCAUUUCCUAUUGUUGAAACAUUGAUUACUCAUCUAUCGUAGCAAUGUUCUCUGUGAAAAAAUGAUAUUUGGAACGUGUUUAACCAGUUCUAUCACAUAUGUGAUAAUGACUGGCACCAAUAUUGUCCUUUAACUUCCAUCACUUACUAUCUACAGGACUAUGUGUAUAAGUGGUGACUUAAUAAUUUCAUGUAAAAUUUACCUACCUGUAAUAUAUGGUUGGGGUUAUUCCAUCAUUUCUGGCAUUCUAUAAUCUAAUUAUGUCAGAGGUCAGAAGUUUUUGUGCUAUAUUAGAUUUAUUACAUGGAUACAUGUGUAUGUGGUGUAAAUUGAUUACAUUGAUAUAGGUGUAUGUAUUGUAUAUCGUGACAUUGUAAAUGAAUUAUGUUGAUACAUGUGCAUGUAGUGUAAAUUAAUGACAUUGACACACAUGUAUGAUGUGCAAAUUGAUUACAUGUAGGUGGUAUUAUGUAAGUUAAUUACAUUGAUACACAUGUAGAUGGUGUUUUUGUCAAUUGAUUACAUUGAUACACAUGUAGAUGGUGUCAUUGUCAAUUGAUUACAUUGAUACACAUGUAGAUGGUGUCAUUGUCAAUUGAUUACAUUGAUACACAUGUAGAUGGUGUCAUUGUCAAUUGAUUACAUUGAUACACAUGUAGAUGGUGUUUUUGUCAAUUGAUUACAUUGAUACAUGUGUAGAUGGUGUCAUUGUCAAUUGAUUACAUUGAUACACAUGUAGAUGGUGUCAUUGUCAAUUGAUUACAUUGAUACACAUGUAGGUGGUGUUAUUGUCAAUUGAUUACAUUGAUACACGUGUAGGUGGUGUUAUUGUCAAUUUAAAUAAGAAAUUUGACUGUGUAUAUAUGAUGAGAAAACAACCAGUGUUUCUGUCUUGUUUCAUAGAUUUUGUUAAAAUGUUUAUAUUGAUGUGUAUAUUAGAAUUAUUUGAAAUUGUUUUUAUUAUAAAUUAAACAAAUAGAAUUAGUUCCAUGUGUUUAUAUCAAUUGUAAAUAUUGUUUUAUAUCUAUAACACACACAUAAAUAUAUUAUAUAUAUUAUAUAUAUACAUACUUGAUACUAGGUGUAACUUAUCUAAUUCACAAAAUGGUAAACUUGACUAUUUUAAGAGAGCAGUCUUUUCAUUGGCUAAGAGUUAAUAUUUGUACUAGUAUUUUAAUCUUCAACUAAUGAAAUAUGUGCUUCAUUUUAGUUUAGAGAUUCAUGAAUACUGUGGACCCUGUAUUAAUUAUGCACUAUAAUCUGCUCGGCAAAUACAGAUCAUUUAUCAUCAGCUUCAUACUGUAUUAUUGUGUAAUUAUUAUUGUAUUAUUAUCCUUUCUUAUUGCCUUUUCCAGCCUUUUGAAAGUAUAGGGUUAAUGCCUGUGUUAUAUAAUAUGUAUUAUAUAAUGUGUAGAUUUUGAAAGUAUAGGGUUAGUGCAUGUGUUAUAUAAUAUGUGUUAUAUAAUAUGUAGAUUUUGAAAGUAUAGAGUUAGUGCAUGUUUUAUAUAAUAUGUAUUAUAUAAUGUCUAGAUUUGGAAUGUAGAGAAAACUCGUUUUAAUCCCAAUCCUACAUUAAUGGAGAACAUAUUCUUUUAAAGAACUUAGUACCCAGUAAGCACCUUAUAGGAAGUGCAGAGGGUGUACAAGCUGAAAUAUGUUGGAUCUAUGCUAAUGUUCAUUCAGUUAAAAAAAUCUGGAUAUUUUAUUGAACGAUCAUCAUCAAGUAAUGUACCGUUAAAGUUUGGCCUAUUUUGUGGGUUGGGGGGGGGGGGGAACACUCAAUAUUUUAGAAGAAUUAUUUAAUAAUUAUUUGUUUUUAUCAUUGGGGAUCGUCAGUAAUUAGCUUGUAGUAUGAUUUAAGUAAAGUAAAAAUGUGCUAAUCAUCCCUGGGCCCUAUUAAUGAAAACUUCAUCUAAAAUAUUUUAAGAAUAUUGAUUGUUUAUUGGUUGAGCGUGGAUGGCCGAAUGGUUAGCACAUGCGCGCUGUAUCAUAGGGUUUGUCAAUGAGUCAACUGGCGUGGUUUUGAUUCCCCGGAUGUAAGUGACAAGGUGUUGGGUCGCCUGUCCAACCUCGUGGGUUUUCUCUGGGUCCUCUGGUUUCCUCCCAUUGCUAAAGACCCGUACGCACAAGCAAAUUGUUGAAAUAAAAUUGAACAAUAUGUUAGUCCCGAAAUGACCUGGUUUUGUUUAGAGUGGACAUUAAACUCCCGAUAUGACCUAGUUUGUGGAGGUUACCCCCCCCCCUCUCUCUCUCUUUCUUUUAUUGGCUGAGCACUAAAUUCAUAGCUUAAUGAAGAGGCAGCAUUCUUAAAAUCUUUUAGUAAAAAGGUUUCUUGAAUAAGGAUCCAGAUAUACAGGUAGGGUUGAAUGUUAGAAUCAUAUGCAAGUAUGUGCAUUUAGAGGCUAAAUAUAAUUAAAGUUGAAGGUUUCUUAAAUAAGUAUCCAGAAAUACAGGUAGGUUGAAUAUUAGAAUCAUAUACGAGUAUUGCAUUUAGCGGCUAAAUAUAAUUAAAAUUUUUAGAAUAUAUUGCCUAUAUAUGGAUAUAUGUAUGGAUAUAUUGCGUAUAUUAGUAUAAUCAUAUUGGAAUUAUUUAUGAGGCAAACGGCUUCAGUGACUCAGAUAAAUGUUUAUGUAAAUAUAUAUUUAUUGAAAUAAAAUCUUCAAAGAUCAA
Molecule: messenger RNA, 4325 nt
Organism: Patella vulgata (common limpet)
Lineage: Eukaryota; Metazoa; Mollusca; Gastropoda; Patellidae
Product: vesicle-associated membrane protein 7
Exons: 9
Coding region: 164-823 (219 amino acids)
Biological process (GO): exocytosis; vesicle fusion
Cellular component (GO): SNARE complex; membrane
Molecular function (GO): SNAP receptor activity; SNARE binding
Source: RefSeq, a predicted model, not a curated record